AUGUCCAUUUCCACACCAGCGUUCAGUCCGUCGAUAGAGAAGGCGUACAACGAAAAAUGCGGAGUUGCCGUGAUGUUCUCGUGCGCGUGUGUUUCAGAAGUCAGCUCCUCGAGGAGGAAGUCGCGGAAGGCCCACUUCUCGGCGCCUUCCAGCAUUCGUCGCAAGAUCAUGACAGCCCCGCUGUGCAAGGAACUCAGGAAGAAGUAUAAUGUCCGAUCCUUGCCCAUUCGCAAGGACGACGAAGUCAUGGUUGUGCGGGGGCAUCAUCACGAUCGUGAAGGCAAGGUGACUAAGGUUUACAGAAAGAAAUGGGUCAUUCACAUUGAGCGCGUCACACGCGACAAGGCUAACGGCGAAACUGUGACGAUCGGCAUCCACCCAAGCAAGGUGGUGAUCACUAAGCCCAAGCUCGACAAGGAUCGUAAGGCGUUGCUGGAGAGGAAGAGCCGGGCGACCACGAAGGGCAAGUAUACCGAAAAAGACGUGGCAAUGUCUCAGGUCGACUAA
Molecule: messenger RNA, 507 nt
Organism: Besnoitia besnoiti
Lineage: Eukaryota; Apicomplexa; Conoidasida; Eucoccidiorida; Sarcocystidae
Product: ribosomal protein RPL26
Exons: 5
Coding region: 1-507 (168 amino acids)
Biological process (GO): cytoplasmic translation; ribosomal large subunit biogenesis
Cellular component (GO): cytosolic large ribosomal subunit
Molecular function (GO): structural constituent of ribosome; RNA binding
Source: RefSeq, a predicted model, not a curated record